UACCCAUUCAUUUCACUCCCGCGUGGAGCUCGCGUCCUCUCUCUCUCUUCUCUCUCUCUGUCUCUCUGCUCUCGAACCUUCGCAACGCAAAAUCGCGGUCAUCAUCCUCGCCGUCACCGACUAGACAAUCUGGAAAUGGGCGGGUGCUUCUCGCAGGACCUGGAAGACGACUCAGUGCGGCCGGCACGGGCGGCCCGGGUGAUCUCCAUCAGCGGCGAGCUGCACGAGUACAGCGUCCCGAUCAGAGUCUCGCAGGUCCUCGAAUCCGAGAGCUCCUCCUCCUCGUCUUCUUCUUCGGGCUUCGUCUGCAACUCCGACUCGCUGUAUUACGAGGAGUUCAUCCCGGUCCUGGCCAACGAGGACGAGCUCGUGCAGAAUCAGAUCUACUUCGUGCUCCCCAAGUCGAAGCUCCAGCACCGCCUGACGACCUCGGACAUGGCGGCCCUUGCCGUGAAGGCGAGCGUCGCGAUGCAGAAGGCUUCGAAGAAAGGCGGGGGCCGGCGGCGGAGGAAGACGCAGAUCGCGCCCGUUCUGGUCGUUAAUCAGAGAGCCAUUUCGGACUACAGCGAGUUCAACGAGCACGAGGUCAAGAGGUACGGCAACAGGAUCGAGAAGGCAGCUCCGGCGUUGUCCAGGUCCGGAUCGGUCAGGAAAUUGCAGAGGCAAUCUUCACGGAGGUUGAAGACGGCGGUUCGUUCGUUUAGAAUUAGGCUGAGCACAAUCGAGGAAGCGGGUAUAGAUUAAUAACGAUCCUGGGAUGAUGGUUCGUUCAUUACGAACAACAUUGAUGAAUGAUGUUGAUGAUGAUGAUUCAUUUCGGAUUUGUAGGUUCGCUUCUUUUCUCCAUGUAAUUAUCGCAUUGUUUGUCUCCUGUAGAAAGAAGGAACAGAGAGAUUGUUCACAUUUAACCAUUGGUUCCAAUGUGACGAAGUUUUUGAUCA
Molecule: messenger RNA, 941 nt
Organism: Rhodamnia argentea
Lineage: Eukaryota; Viridiplantae; Streptophyta; Magnoliopsida; Myrtales; Myrtaceae
Exons: 1
Coding region: 136-744 (202 amino acids)
Source: RefSeq, a predicted model, not a curated record